Dreissena polymorpha is the source of this 3604-nucleotide messenger RNA. RefSeq names its product dopamine beta-hydroxylase-like. Gene Ontology annotation, molecular function: dopamine beta-monooxygenase activity; copper ion binding. NCBI's taxonomy places the organism in Eukaryota, Metazoa, Mollusca, Bivalvia, Myida, Dreissenidae. The record is from RefSeq and is a predicted model, not a curated record. The coding region runs from base 746 to 2212 and encodes 488 amino acids. The transcript is spliced from 11 exons.
CUCCCUUUGAGAUUUUGGCUGAAAUUGUAUCGCGCUGCCAGAAAAGAGAACCGUGCUUUACAGUAGAGUGUUUGUAUUUCAUAUCAGUUUCCAGACGUGAGUGUUUAAUAUAAGAACAAUAAUGUUUUAUAUUAAUGCAUGCCAAUUCUUCCAGCGAUAUACCCGAUUGCGCAUUGGAGCUCACCAAUUGAACAUAUUCUCCCAGUCACAGUCAAACGAGACCUUCAUAAAUGACAGACUAGCUGGAUAACAAAUCAUUGGAAAGCAAAGCACAUGCAUUGCUGAAUUAGAAUCGCUUUGCGGCUUGGUGUAGUGUAAUUCGAGAGAAAAAAAUGUCUGCACAUUGCAAAAGUGAAUUUGCUUUUGAUAGACAUAGUAAUAACUGUAUGAUGAGGAUGUUAUUACUCGGAUCUUUUGGUGCAACACUUGAAAGAAAAUUCAAAAUAUCCACUUUAAGGUUAUUAUUUUCAUGGGCCGUCCUUCUGCCAGUCGCGUUGGGGUACGAAACAUUUCAGGCUCGUAUCCCCAACGGUGACCGAAUACCCCACCAUUGCGGCCAUUUGCGGAUGUGGGCGGGGCUGGGACACGUGAUUCCAAGCGGUGGAGGUGAACUAAAUCCUUUUGGGAAAGAUUUCAAGAAAGCAAACUUUAGUUUGAACACUGCUUUAUGUGAGGUCACGAUUAAGGUGGUUCCAGCACAUGUGCAUGUCAGGAGGCCAAUACAUGGACCCGUCAGCUAUGCCAAAUGGACUCGGAUGGUGACGGAUUGGCUAAUGGCGCUGAGAUGGGUGACCCCGAUUGCGUCUGGUCAGCCGGACAGGUCAAUCCAGUCAAGUCAAAUCUCUCCCACCCAGGCAUAUGUGAACCGAUUGAGUCCAGUCAUUGUCAACAUUUGAACAAACAUUUUACGCAGGAUGUCCUGAGCUGUCAGAUACGCAAGGACUGCCAGGCGAUGAAAGAAAAAGAUGUCGCAAAACUAGAAAUACGCAUGCCGGGAGUUAGUCUCCAUGCCCAGGAGACUACGUACCUGUGCAUGCUGGUUGAACUUCCUGUCAACGGUACCUUCCACGUGGUGGCCUCCGCGCCCAUCCUUGUCUCGGCCCUUGUGCAUCACAUGAUCUUGUGGGGAUGUUACUAUCCAGUUGACGAAAACGUAACAGAGAAAAUAGAGGAGCCGUACGCCUGUGGAAUGACUCCAAGCCCCCAUUGCCAGCAGCCGCUUGUUACGUGGACCUACGGACUCGAGGCGGACUGCCAUGCACAAGAUGCAGGUCUAAGGAUUGGACAAUAUGGUGCUGUACUUGCGGCAUUGCAGGUCCAUUAUCAUAACCCUAAUUUGCUGUCGGGCCAGACAGAUACUUCGGGUAUUGCAAUCUAUUACACUCCACAUCUCCGUCAGUUUGACGCUUCCACGUUCAUGGUCGGUCAGCAAUACCUCCACAUACCGCCCCGCAGCAAGAACGUCCGGUACAACCACACGUGUCCCGGGAUUUGCACCGCCGAGAUGUUCAAGAAGCCCGUGUACAUAACUAGGGCGGCCAAUCAUAUGCACUACUUGGGAGUUGCCCAAACGAUAACAGUCAUUCGAAACGGCCGAAAAGUAUUCGACCUCACAAAAGAUGACAAAUUUGACUAUGACAGGCCUGUGUUUUACCACUUUGACCCUCCGAUAAAGGUGAUGCCGAGUGACGAAAUCGUCACCGAAUGCGUGUACAACUCCCAACGUAACACCAGUACGUAUUUCGGGGCUGGAACUUACGACGAAAUGUGCUACGGUUUCUUGACGUACUACCCACGUCAGGAAUUCGAACCCACACUUUGUGUGGCGUGGAAAAGCGUCCAGAGAUGCAUCAGAAAGUUGGAGACGUUCAACGGCAUGUACGGCGAUUGCAACUGGAAGCAGUUUGUUAAACAUUUACCGCAAAAUGUCUCUAAGGUUCUUGCUAAUGACACGUGCGGCCAAUUCCAGCAAGAAGGGGUGUGUAAUUGGAAGUGUAGUUUAAUGUCACGUGACUUACUCUCUCAUGUUUGCCUUCAAGGGGAUAUGGGAGAAUUCUUGAUUGAUUUUGCAAAAAUGACUCCUUAUGUGAAAGUGCUUACAACUUGUGCAAAACACACGGCUAGAAACUCAGCAUCAUUCAUUGUAUGUACCGGUUUACAUAUACGUCUGACGCUAUGUUUAUAUUUGAUGUAUUUCUCGGUUUUCUUUUAAGUACAUACCUCUGCGUACAGUCAUCUUUUCCAAUGUACAAGAAAUGUGGUGUGUGUGAUGUGUUUUCAUUUUUAGAUUUGCAUGCUUUACAUUUCAACUAUACAUGUUUAGGAUGUUUUGUUAUUGACGGAAUAAUGAAAUUGUGAGAGAAUAUUGUAUGUUAUAUUACCAAAACCUACAACUUUUUAUUUAUUACAAUGUAUUCAUUUCUUCAAUGAAGAAUUUGUGUCAUGCGUAGCUAUUUAUCGUGUAUGUUCAUGCGUGCAUAGACUUUUUAUUUUACGUUUUUCACACAAUGUUCAUAUUAUGACUUUUUUUCUUAACGUGUCUUGCAUUGAAAUAUGUAAUCAAAUUGCAUUGAAAUCUAGCUCGCUACGAUUCAGGGAGUAGUAUUUGGAAUCUUAUAGACUUUUCAUUCGAAGAGCAUAUACCGUAAUAAUUUACUCUCUAAAUUGGUCAUAUAAUUGAAUUCAUACUUUACUUUGCAAUGUCCCUAGAGUUAUUUUAUUACUAUGUGUGAAUGUACGACAUAUAUACAACAAUUAGAGAUGGCGUGGGCAAUAAGAAUGACUUUUCACUGCAAUAUUUCAUACAUGCAUGAUUGUCUUUACGGAGGUUGAACGUUGAAAAAAAUUUGAUUCUUAAAACAUUUGGCAUUGAUUCUGUUCUUGGAUUAGAAAAAGGGACUCAAUAAAACACGAAACUUUAAAUGGUCAUAACAGUGAUGAGAAACCGGUAGAAGAAAAAAUUAUUGUUUGGAUUUAUUUUAUCAAAGUAUUUGUAUAAUUGUUAUAAAGUAUGUGCAAGUGGUAUAUGAUACGUGAUUUGCUUCAAUGAUAUAAUGUAAGCGUUUCGUUUGUAGCGUAUAAACACCUGUAAAAAAGUACGUCUUUGUAGAAAUUUGAAUGCGUUAAAAUGAAAGUCGCACGAUUUAAGUUAAAUGCACAUAUAACUGCAAAGUCCAUAUACAGACAUACUGCUCGUUAGGACGUUAUUGAAUGUGUCUGCGGAGACUAAAUUAUGUGAAGGGAAUGGAAGGAGGCGAGGUGGGGGGUACAGUUUUAGAUUUAUUUAAUUUAUUAUGGAAAUUUUAGGUCUUCUUAUGAGUGUAUGAUUAUAUAUUAUUCUGUAUUAUUUAAGCUGUUAAACAGUAAUUUGACACGUAGGCAUCUGUGUAAAUAUGUAUAUAUGAUGCCAUAUACAGUAUUCGAUUAGCUGAAUCAUUAAAAUAUCACAAACGUUUUUGACGGGAUGUUCAUCAUAUGCGAUCCAUACCUAAUGCGCAUGUAAUCUAGAGUACGCACAUACAUGGAUUCAUUUAUGAGAGUCUUAUAAGAUUGUGCGGAGACAAUCAUUAUACGAUCAGGAAUAAACGUUGUAUUUCAAACGGUA